Molecule: messenger RNA, 2073 nt
Organism: Ipomoea nil (Japanese morning glory)
Lineage: Eukaryota; Viridiplantae; Streptophyta; Magnoliopsida; Solanales; Convolvulaceae
Product: protein FAR1-RELATED SEQUENCE 7-like
Exons: 6
Coding region: 1-2073 (690 amino acids)
Biological process (GO): regulation of DNA-templated transcription
Molecular function (GO): zinc ion binding
Source: RefSeq, a predicted model, not a curated record
AUGGAGGAUGGAACAGAGCAGACGAAUUCCGCAGUUGAUGAUUGGCAUUCGAUUCAAGUUAGUGAAGGCAUUGUGGAUGGUUCAGUAGAUGUUGAUGGAUCUUCAUCAAUUACAGUUGAUCAAGAUUUGGUUGGUUUGGUAGUAAGUAAUGCUGAUGAGGCUUUUGAGGUGUAUAACAGUUAUGCAUAUACACUUGGUUUUAGUGUGAGGAAGGGUCAUCAACGAUACAAGGGAUCUUCGAACACAAUUCAAAUGAAGAAAUUUUGUUGUUCUAAGGCUGGUUACAAGGCUAACAGUGGGGUUAAGGCUUAUUCCAAAAUUGACACAAGGACAGGGUGUGGAGCGUUUGUUCAAUUUGACGUGGGUGAUGAUGGGUUGUGGACAGUUACGAAACACGAGAAAGUGCACAAUCACGAGUUAUGUGUGUUCAACAAGAGUCAUCUACUUCGUUCACAUAGGAGUGUCGGAGAUAAUCAGCUCUUAUAUUUACAAGGUUUGAAGGACAGUGGUGUUGCAUUGGCAGAUGGUAUUAGGAGGAGGCAGUCUACCGAGACUGAUUUUUUCUUUGAUUUUGAACUUGACUUGGAUGCAAGGUUGUGCAGUUUUUUUUGGAGGGAUGGUCAAAUGAGACGAGAUUACGAGGUGUUUGGGGACUUGUUAGUGCAUGAUACGACAUAUCGCACAAACAAAUACGAUAUGAUUUGUGCCCCUUUCGUAGGGAUGAAUCACCAUUGCAUGAAUGUAAUGUUUGGAUGCGGGUUUUUGAUGAACGAGAGGAUAGAAUCGUUUGUGUGGUUGUUUAAAGUGUUUUCAAGAUCAAUGGGUGGCAUGUCUCCACAGACUAUUAUGACAGAUCAAUGUGCAGCUAUGGCUGCUGCUAUAUCUAAAGUGUUUCCAACAUCACGUCAUCGUCUUUGCAUAUGGCAUAUCGAGACCGAAGCUGAAUUUCAAUUCUAUUGGACAAGGUUGGUGACUGACUAUAAAUGUCACAAGAAUAAUUGGUUAGAAAAGCUAUAUGACUGUAGGGAGAAGUGGUGUCCAGCAUUUAACAAGGACUAUUUUUCUGGGGGCAUUCUAUCAUCACAAAGGAGUGAAACUACAAAUCAUUCGAUUUCUAGAAGGUUGUCCAAGACAGCGGGUCUUUGUGAUUUCUAUUCAUCGUUUGUAAGCGUAAUUUCUGAAUGGAGAAGUAAAGAGAACGGUGAAGACUUUCGGUGUGCUCAAGGGGUACCCGCUAUGAUGAUGGAGCAUGUGAAACUUCUUUCACAUGCUAGAGAGGUAUACACGAUUGAGAUAUAUUUUCUGUUUGAGGAACAAUUCAUGAAAGGCAGUGCGUGUCAUCAAGAGAUGGUGUUGAAUGAUGGCCGUCAACAGAAGUAUCACGUGUGGCGGCCAGAUAUAGAUAUUAUAAGGCAUGAGGUUAGUUUUAACGCAGCCAACUUGGACAUUUCUUGUAGUUGCAAGUUGAUGUCUGAGUUGGGAAUUCUAUGUUGUCAUUGUAUACGCAUUCUUCACGUACAUUGUGUUUCUAGUAUUCCCGACAAAUAUAUACUUAAAAGAUGGACUAAAAAGGUUAUUGAUGGUAGGAAUGUCAACAUUGAUUCUAUGGUUUAUAAUGUUGGUGUUCCUCCAUCAAUUUGGGUGUUCGAUAUUAGUAGAAAAUUUCAAAGAUUAGUUGUGUCUAGUCAAGAUAGCAGCGUAGCGAGGAAACUGUGUGACGAGGCUGUUGAUGAUGUAAAGAAAAAGGUUGAAGCCGAGGUUGGGCAUGUGCAUAUUGAAGAGUGUGGUGUUUCAUCUUCAAGUGGUGGUGUUCAAAAUCCUUCAAGUCGGAGAUUGAAAGGUGAGCGUAACAAAAGGAGGAGUGGUGUUAUUGAAAAGAAGUACAGUCUUGCAAGGGGGAGAAGGAGUGCUGCAAAUAAAGCUGCAUUGAGUACAAAGGGUGCUGUUCAGUCUUUGGUGUUGGAAAACAUAUCCAAGCUUGCUGGGGAUGGAUACCUUGUACAUCCAAGUUCUUCAAGUUCAGAUUUUGUUCAGUUUAGUAAGGGUUUAGAUGACAAUGUAGGUGUAGAUUGA